AUGGAAUUUGCUGCCAGUCACAUGACACGGCCUAAGUUUGGUUACCGAGAUUUACGACGGGGAGAGGAAAAGGUCAAGCUCGGGACGAGGGAGAAACAGCCAACAUCACAGCGAAGCGGAAGGAACCGAGAAACGGAAGAGUACUCCCGUAUAGACGAAGAGAUCAUGGUGUCCAAGGGAAAGCCCGUUGCACUAAAGAAACGUUCGACGGCUCGCUGUCUUCAUCCAUCACGACGACCAGCGGAUAUCCAGAUGCUCUCUACCUCUGCCUCAACCAGUUCGGCAUCAAAAACUGACCAAGAAACGUUGACGAUGGAGUUCGAUGCCUCUCGGAUCCCUCAACCGUUUCUUGACCCGGAUCUGCGAGAUCGUAUGCUGAACCUACGGGAAUCCGAGUUCAGCACUGCAACACACACUAUAGGACAGAAUAACGAGUGA
Molecule: messenger RNA, 438 nt
Organism: Trichophyton rubrum CBS 118892
Lineage: Eukaryota; Fungi; Ascomycota; Eurotiomycetes; Onygenales; Arthrodermataceae
Exons: 2
Coding region: 1-438 (145 amino acids)
Source: RefSeq, a predicted model, not a curated record